Molecule: messenger RNA, 3319 nt
Organism: Chaetomium strumarium
Lineage: Eukaryota; Fungi; Ascomycota; Sordariomycetes; Sordariales; Chaetomiaceae
Product: glycosyltransferase family 90 protein
Exons: 5
Coding region: 267-3146 (959 amino acids)
Source: RefSeq, a predicted model, not a curated record
CAGGGUUCCUGUCGUUACAGAUUGCGCUGCAUUCAAGGAUUCCAGGCCGAAUCCAACAGGAGCACCUUGGGAUGGAUAUCCGGACCUCGAGGACUUCUAUAAUAACCCUGCCAAUUCACGGGUUGGACUUAUUACGCCGAUUCUCCCGCAGCCCGCGCAUUCGGAAUCAGAAGUUUGAUGAGGCCCGCAUUGCGCGGCAGACCGGGGAAGCCCUCGGCAUCAACAAAGCUCCUCACGCCCCUGACGCCCCUGAAGGCUGCUGAAGCAUGGCGAACCAGCUGACGGCGCUGUGUGCCGUCGCCUCCUUUUUGUGGCUCACUCACAACCUGGAAGACCAUCAAAUCAUAGAACAACCACGGCUCUCAUCUUUUCUUGUCCUCGUCAUCGCAGCCUUGUCAUCCUAUCUUGCUAGCUUUUGUGCCGUAUGGCUUCCGGGCAAUAAUGGAAGAUUUGACGACGAGCUGGGGCCGUUGAAGGUCACGCGGCCCAACCAGCCCAAGAAGCCACGGCGAUACUUCCUGCCGGGCUUGAUCAUCUGCCUUGUUUCUCGCCUUGAGAUUUUCUACCGUGUGACGUUUGACCUGCAGUGUUCGAAAGCGGGAAUCGAGGCGUUUCUGCCUCUGUUGAUGCUUCUCUACGAGCUCCUGCCAGGGCGCAGGAUGCGGCCGAGAGCCGGCGGUGGCGAUGGCGGUGAGGAGAAAGACCCGGACGAUCCGGGGACGACGCUCUAUGAGGCAGUGGGCGGGUGGUUCACCGACUCCAAGGCGUCGCUAUCCAUCGCAGUGGUGCUGCUCACAGUCGGUGCUUAUCUCGCAUCGUCGCAAGAGAUCAGGUCGACGUUCCUCUGCGCAAGCCACGACCGGAGCGCCCUUGUCAUCUUCUUGCAAUGGACUGGCGCCAUCCUCGACGCAGCCAUCGCCAUCAUGUUGUGGCGUAUUCUUGCCUGGCCAAGGACCACCAAAAGCCGGCUGCGAACUCUGAGCGGCAUUCUCUCGGUCUCGUCGCUGGCCGUCGGGCUGCUCAACUGGACUUCCCGCUUCGGCUUCUCCACCAGGCCAGCCACCAUUCAUCUUGGGGGGCCCGAUCCGCUGUAUAUCUUCGAUGUCGUCGUCGAUGGUCUGGUCUUCUCGGUGUUCCUCGUUGCCGGCAGCCUCCUCACAGCGGACGGAAGCCCUCUCUCGCUCGCGGGCAUCCUCACUUUCCUCCUAGGACUCUUGCUGGCGGUCCAGAAGACGGUGCUGUCGGGAACCUGGGAGAACACCUCGCCCGCUGUCACGUACUUUGCGCUGCUGUUCCUUUGCGUUGGCUUCUCAUUCUUUGUCUAUGCGAACAACAUCCGGUCCGUCGUCUGCCUGCACCGCGCCUUUGUUGUCUUCCUUCUUGUCCUCCUCACCGUCGUGGCGGCAAUCUACACCCCGGUCAAGGCGCUCAAACCCGUCGGUAGCAAUCACCCGCUGUCCAAGGUCAUCUACGAGGCAAGGAUCGAGGCGGACCGCUGGCUGCGCCACGCGGCCGUCAGCAGCUCGCUGCCCGUCGCCGUCCAAGAAUACAGAGAGCGCCACGGCGGGAGAGACCCGCCCCCAGGCUUCGACAUCUGGUAUGGUUUCGCCAAAGACCGCCGCUCAGCCAUCCUGGAUCACUUCCCGCAGAUGGAGAACGAUCUCCUGCCGUUCUGGGGGAUGCCGCCGUCCAAAAUCAGAGAGGAUGUCCGUCGCGCCGCCGCGGAGCCCGACAUGGCGAUGCUCCAGAUCAAAGGCCGCAAGGCGCAGCACAAUCUCCCGCCGGCAAACCCGUACAAGCCGGUCAUGGACGAUCUGGUCGACCUUGUCGGGGGGUUUGUGGACCACCUUCCCGACAUGGAGCUGGCCAUCAACCUCGACGAGCGGCCGCGGGUGCUUGCGCCGUGGGCGGAUGUCGUGCGGACCACGAAAGCGGCGCAGCGAAAACGUGCAAGCAAGCUGCUGCCGCGGCUCGCUCCCGCUCUCGACGAGAUGCCCGCCGCCCAACCGGCCGUCCUCGACAAGCUGCUGGCGCAAAAGACAUUCACGCCGGUGAAGGAACUGCGCGAGAUGACGGCGCUGACCUGCCCGCCGGGAACCAAGGCGCGCGCGGCCACGCACUGGGACAUCCGGGACCUCUGCAGCAGCUGCGCCAAGCCGCAGUCGCAGGGCCAGUUUCUGACGAACUGGACGCUGGCGCAAGAGAUAUGUCACCAGUCGGACCUGCUUCGCCAGCACGGCUUCUACAUGACCCCGCCGGAGCUGCGGCCGCUGCAGGAGCUGCUCCCCGUCUUCAGCCGGGCCAAGACCGACAGCUACCGCGAUAUCCUCCUCCCGCUGAGGCACAUCAUGGAGCCCGCCGAGCCCGGCACGCAGCAGGCCUUCGACAUGAAAUCGAAGAAGCUGUUCUGGCGCGGCAAGGUCGACCGCCUCCGAUCCAGCCACGAGCUGGUGCGCGGCGGUCACCGGGAGCGGCUCGUCCAUCUGCUUAGCGCACCCGCACGCUCCGAGAGGACCACGCUCUUGCUGCCCAGCAGGAAAGGGUGGGCGUACGAGCAGGUGCCAACGGGCCAGCUCAACGAUCUCCUGGCCCUGGACGUCGCCUUCGCCAGCUACAGCGCGUGCAAGGCAGCGGACAAGGACAAGGACAAGGAUGCCGGUGCGGGCGGCAGGAACUGUGACCAUGCCGGCAACAACAUGUUCCCCCAAAAGCCCGACUAUGUGGACCCGCUACGGCACCAGUACGUCAUGGUCGUCGACACGGACAGCGGGCCGCCGCGCGAGUUCCUGCGCACGCUCCGGUCGAGCAGCGUCCCCUUCCACGCGUCCAUCUUCGCCGAGUGGUACAGCGAGCGGCUGAUGCCGUGGGUGCACUUCGUGCCCGUCGACCUGCGCUUCCACGCACUGCACAGCACCCUGACGUACUUUGUCGGCCUCCCGAAGAAGUACGGCCGCAGGAUGAACGGCCGCGAGGUGGAGAUGGCGGCCCGGCAAGAAGACGGGAGGUGGAUCGCCGAGGAGGGCAAGCGCUGGGCGGAAAAGGCCCUGCGGAGGGAGGACAGGGAAGUGUAUUUGUUCCGCCUCCUGCUGGAAUGGGCGCGGGUGGUCGACGAUAACCGGGAUGAGAUCGGCUUUGUGUUGUCAUAGCGGCUGGGAAGAUAUAUACACUUCGAACGAAGAUGGAUGGUUUUGGAUUAGGUACCUUACUGUAUUUUGGAGUAUUUGUAUUAUAUUGUACAUAUGUAUGUGCUUAGACUGGAAUGGGGGUAAAUAAGGUACCAGGUACUCAGGUCGCCGGCGCUGUCACGACUACUCACUCA